CCUAAUUAAAAAAUUUUCUCCCCAAAUUUGCUUCAUCUUCCUUCUUCUCGCUAUCGAAUUUCCUUCAAAAUUCCUCGAAUUUCCUCUUCCUCAUCCGCUCUCAAAAAAUGGGCAAAAACCAAACCUACAAAGCUAUGCAGAGAACGAGGCUUGGUUCCACCUCUGCAGGCCGGAAGCGAUGGAUGACGGCAUGACAAGAAAGAGAAAGAUUCAAAGAAGCACAGUGGCAGAAAGAGAAAUCAUUCAAGACGGAGGUCUUCAGACUCUAGCUCUUGUAGUUCAUCCUCAGAAUUUUCAGGUUCUGAUGGUGAAGAGAGAGAGUCCAAAAGAUCGGAGUCCAGGUUAAAGAGAGAUAAGAAAAGGAACCACAUAUCGAGAAAUAAGAACUUGAGUAGUGAUAAUGAAGAUGGUGGUCCGGUGCCGCUUUCAAGGUUUUUUUAGAGCGUGAAGAGUUGAUGCCUUGACAAAGAUAAUAUCAGUUGUAUUUUUUUUGUGCACUUGGAACAGUUUAUGUGUAGAUGAUUAACCAUCUUGAGAGCUUGUUUACUUCAAUUAUCUUCCAUUUUGAGCGGAAUACUCAUUCACUUUGAUGAAUUAUAUGACAAUAGUUUCAUUUGUACAAAUUGCACUCUCUUCAAUAUAAGAAUAAAACAACAUAUUUAUG
Messenger RNA from Rubroshorea leprosula, 664 nucleotides. NCBI's taxonomy places the organism in Eukaryota, Viridiplantae, Streptophyta, Magnoliopsida, Malvales, Dipterocarpaceae. The record is from the annotation of a GenBank genome assembly.